CCGACGCCACGGAUAAUGUGAAACACCGUAUGCAGCAAGAUACCAGCACACUACCUAAACGCUACAUGUCCAAAAAGAGCGCCAACGUAAUCAACAAUAACAAUAACAACAACAAGUCACGGCCACAUCGAACGGUUUUUACCGUUCGAAAACAGCAAUAACACGAACAAUAGCACCAAGUAACAUUCAUAACCACGUCUGUUACCUUUGUUGAUUUUCAUUUCGUCAACAACAGCACCAAAAACAAAGACAAUGAGUGAUUUUUUAUAUGCAUUAGUCUGCUAAGCGAAGAGCAGUCGAGUGUAAUACUGGCGUGACGUUUUGCCGAAAUGGAGGCUGGACAGCUUGAAGAGUAGAGCUGAAUGAGCAGCGUCAAGCUCUAACAGCAAGCGAUGAGUUGAAUAAAAGCAGCAGGGUGUAGGGCGACGAGCCGCCCGUCGCCACAUGCAAAAGCCACCAAGUCAAUCACGGUCGUGAUCGAUAAUAGAGAAUCGUAUAGCUUGGUCGGUUUUGACAGUUUGCUUUUGCACCACGACCAGGCACACGGUGGAUCACUCAGUGCACGAUGAGAUCCAGCUUCAGAGGGCUUAAGCUCGUGGCUCCGUUUCUUAUAGCUCUACUUGUCAACGGUCUUGUCAACGUCCAUGCGGGCGACAUGAGUCAUCGCUAUGGAGGACGAGCAGCGAAACAUCAGCCUGCCUGGGUGCACCAGUUCCUCAACCUCGGUACUAUAUUCACUGAGGACAUGCGAGAACUAGAGAGCGUUUACGAGUACGUAAUUCGUGAAGUGCACAAUAAAGCCCCCGAAGGGCGAUUCCGUGUGAAUACAACAGCUAGCACCUUGCUAACGGAUGACCCAUUCAACCUGACCCGAGAAUUAUGCGCUCAGAUGGCGAAGGGUAUAAUGGCAAUGAUGUCACCGACCGUGAACCAGAGCUUUGAAACGGUUGCGUCAAUCUCCAACACGUUUCAUAUGCCGUUUGUGACGAGUGAAUUUCCUGAGGUAGCACGAAGUCGGCCUGCGCUGUUCGGCCUCGCUGUGAAGCCGUCCUAUCUUCGGGCUGUCAUGGAUAUCAUCAACUAUUAUCAGUGGCCGUAUGUUAUCUACAUGUACAACUCCAAUGACGGCCUAUUGAAGCUUCAGCAGCUGUUUCGUAUGUCAAUGGAUACCAAUGUCGAGAUAAAGGUAGUAAAACGUAUAGAGAACCCAGAAGAGGCGAAUGACUUCCUUCGUGAUUUAGAAAAGCCAGAUAGCAAUUGCACGCAGGGAAUGACAUCUUUGAUAUGUGAAAGUCAUCGGGAGACUCGGAAGUACGUCGUACUCGACUGUAGCGCUGACAUGGCGCGCGACAUUAUCGUUAGCCACGUCCGGGACGUAAAUAUGGGCCGCCGAAAUUUCCAUUUCCUCCUUACCAGCUUGGUUAUGGAUGAGUAUUUGAACAAUCGUAUCUUGGAACUUGGUGUGCUCAAUGUGACGGGCUUCCGCGUGGUACAGCCUCAUCGUGAAGAGGUCAGAGACUUCAUCCGCCAAUGGCAGAAACUUGACCCGAUUAAAUGGCCAGGCGCUGGCACCGAUUAUUUAAGAGCUGAUGUGGCUCUCUUACACGACACUGCCCUCGUAAUUCUUGAUGCGUUCUCGAGAUUGCUCAAGAACAAACCCGACAUCUUUCGUAAUAACACGAGACGCGGAGAAAUCUACAAUCGAGGGCAGCGAGGGGUUGACUGCCAGGGUAACCCCACAGUGCCCUGGGAACACGGAGAAGUCAUCGUCGACUAUUUACGAUCGACGAAUAUUGUAGGUUUAACGGGAAACAUCUCAUUUGACGAUCGAGGUUACCGUCAAAAUUUUUCGAUCGACGUCGUUGAGAUGACUACUAAUAGUGAAAUGGUCAAGGUGGCUGAAUGGAGCGACCAUCAGGGCCUAAAACUGUUCCCGCCAAAGUACAAGCGCGUCCGAUUGGAUAACGAAUUCGAGAACAAGACGUACAUUGUCACUAGCAUCCUGGAAGAGCCAUAUUUGAUGGAGAAGCGAUCAGAAAACGGGAAGGAGUUAGUCGGCAACGAGCGGUACGAAGGGUACUGCAAAGAUUUGGCGGAUCUCGUUACAGAACACAUGCGGAUUGGCUAUAUUCUCAAGCUGGUCAACGACAGCAAGUAUGGUGGCCAGGACAAGAAUGCACCUUCCGGCUGGAACGGCAUGGUCGGGGAGCUAAUUAGAAAGGAGGCUCAUCUAGCAAUAGCUCCGCUGACGAUCACAUCUGCACGUGAGCGAGUGAUUGACUUCACGAAGCCAUUCAUGUCCCUAGGCAUCAGCAUCAUGAUUAAGAAACCGAUGAAAAAGAAGCCGGGCGUGUUCUCGUUCAUGAACCCGCUCUCGCAAGAGAUUUGGAUGUGCAUCAUUUUUGCCUAUGUCGGCGUAUCGGUCGUCCUGUUUCUCGUGUCGCGUUUCUCGCCGCAUGAGUGGCGUUAUGAAGAGACAUUUGUCGGACCAUCGGUGUCUAACGAUUUCUCGCUGUACAACAGUCUUUGGUUCUCUUUAGGGGCCUUCAUGCAACAGGGCUGUGAUAUCUGCCCGAGAUCGGUGGCGGGCCGAAUCGUGGGAGGGGUGUGGUGGUUCUUCACGUUGAUCAUCAUCUCAUCAUACACUGCCAAUCUGGCCGCAUUCCUCACAGUGGAACGUAUGGUCACGCCCAUCAAUUCGGCAGACGACCUCGCUAAGCAGACGGAGGUCGAGUAUGGAACCCUCGAAUCAUCUUCCACUCAGGAUUUCUUCAGGAAAUCAAAGAUCAACGUAUUCGCCCGCAUGUGGGAAUUCAUGUCUGCCCGGAAGCACGUCUUCACACAAACUUACGAAGAGGGGAUCAAUCGAGUCCGCCAAUCAAAGGGCAAAUACGCCUUUCUUAUGGAGUCCACAAAGAACGACUACAUCAAUGAACGCCAACCUUGCGAUACCAUGAAAGUAGGCCGAAAUCUCGACGCAAAAGGAUACGGAGUUGCCACCCCACUCGGAUCCACGCUCAGGGACCGUCUGAAUCUGGCUGUACUACAGAUGAAGGAAAAUGGAGACCUGGCGAGGCUUGAGAAUAAGUGGUGGUAUGACCGCAGUGAAUGCCGGACUACGGAUAGCAAGGAGUCAGCCCAGAAUGAGCUGACCCUGAGCAACGUGGCCGGUUGCUUCUAUAUCCUGAUCGGCGGACUCGUCCUUGCGAUGAUCGUCGCCCUAGUGGAGUUCUGCUACAAGGCACGCAUGGAAGCCGCCCGUUCUAAGAUGACGAUGUACGAGGCAAUGCGGGCGAAGGUGCGCAUGUCGAUCACGGGCACGCAGAACGACCGCCCCCUUAUCGGAGGAAGGGCCCCUGUCCUUCCGGGCAGUUACUCGCCGCCCCCGCCACCUCUGCAUCAUCCCGGUCUACUGCCCCCGCUCGACGGUGACCGACUCUCAGUUAAUACCCACACACAGGUCUGACGUCCGUGGGUACGUGGUUAUGUCAAAUGCUCCAUCCUAAUGAUAAACUAACUGCUGUGGAAACGAGCAUCCGAAAACGAACCAGCAGCAAUAGCAGCAAAGAACAGUACCAAUGAAAACAUGCGGAGAACAUUCAAUUAUCGUAUGAAGACGGUAGGGGGCAACAACUACCACAUAUAGCGCGAACGAAGGGAAUACCGGACCUUCCGGAUGUUCCUGAUAAUUGCUAUCUGCUUACGGAGUUGUCGCGUACCUUAAAUUGACCAAGACCCUGAGUGACAAAUCAUUUCAAAUAGAUUUACUUUGACAUAGCUUUGCCUAAUAGUAAAUUAGCGAUAAACACUGCCAGAUACAGGUUGUCUACCUAAGCUAAACGACUAACCCAAACCUGACAGAUGAACUAUCAGGAGUGAUUCAGUGAAGCUCUGAUUAAACAACUCGCAAAAACUAGAAGCUAAUCUGCCAUCACCUCAACCAACGUCUUUCUGUUAGUAGAGGAUUAUAUCUCAGGCGUACGAUGCUAGCCCUACCGUAUCCACUGCUACUACUUCAGUUUUUACUCGUGACACGACUAGUUCUUCCCCUCUGCUCUCUUCCGCUGUUUGCAAAAAGAGAGGGUUUUUAAGCCGGGAGAUGUAUUAGUGGCUGAACGAACCUGACUACCACAGCAGCCAUUGCGUGUAAAGCACAUGAUAAAGCUUAAAGCGAACGGCGGCAAAUCAGUUGCUUCAUACCACGCAUAUAUAAGGACGGCGAAAAAGGACACCCAAAGCGAUGGAACAAAGGCUGUAAACUUUUAUUGGACGAGCGUUACUGUCAGUCAGAAACAGCACCAAACUUACAGGACGCGUGAAACAAAGAUGUCUAUAUAUGUGAGAAGUGUUGACGCAAAUGAACUCAAUCUUGAGAAUGUAUCCGUGCUAAGCUUGGGGAAAUCUGAAUCAUACGAGAGCCAAGUGCAUUCAUCGAUCUUGUUUUCCAUUUAGACCUUCUCUGGAAAGCCGACGUCGACGAAAUGUUCUUUUAACGUUGUAGUUUGGUCAGCUAGGGUGCAUUUAGUUGUACAGUGUAGUCAGAAAAAGACAAAGAUAAAGUCCGUACGAGAGCUAAACAAGUGAACGACGUAUCCCGUGAUAAAAAUAAUGCUGGUUCACGUAUAGACGACUAACUAACUGGCCCUUGGCAACACAUUUAUUACAUAAAAAAUUAUCACUAGUGCGGGCACACAAACAUACAGACGUGACAGUUGUCACUGAAAAAAGACAAUUGUUAGUCACAAAGGAUUUACUGAUAUUAUUAAAAAAAAAAGAUGAACAUUUUCUGUUAGUCUUAAACAUCAGGAAACAAUCCAUGAUCGAUCACCAAUAUCAGGAACUGUGCGCGGCAAACGACAAAAUCAAUGACAGUUCAGAUAGAAUGAACAGUUUGUUAUUUUUCUACCUUGAAGUGAAAGAUUAUUGGACAUUUUGAAGAUAUCAAGACCGUUCGCUUCACUGUAGAGAAGAAAUUAACUGGAAUAAUUGAGAGAUUGAUCUGACACGGCUAUUUUAGCUUGUUUGUAUAUGCUUCAUAUUUAUGCAGGCCGAUAUCAGAAUUCAUGACGGGUCUAUUGCUGUUUGUAUAGAUAGAACGCCGCGUGAAUGUUACGUUCUAUGUCAUUGUUUUGCAAUACUUUCAUGGAUAUCGCUACUGUUGACGUUGCUAAGAAAUCUGAACUGAAAAUUGACAAGGUCAGUCAGUAAGUUGGACGGACGCAAUUUAUAACAAACGUUAACUAAUAACUUUUUAUUUCUAUAAAUUUUGUCACCACCAAAAUGCGAAGAACAUCGUACGUGUGGAUUUGUACAAAUUUAGAGAUGUUAUGGCGCUAACUACAAUUAGGCGAUAUUUAGAACGAAAUCAAAUGUCUCCUCUUGUGUUAACAUAAGAAUACUUAAUUCUAACGCCCAAGGUCACCUGUAACAUUGUUACAUUAUUCUACGGUUGCUUUGCUCCUCAAUCAAAGCAUCAAUCGAUACAGGGCGUUGAGUGUGAACGGCACCCUGCUGGAUUUUGAUUUAAGUAAGAACACUGCGGAGUUGAUGAUGGGAUACGGCACCAUUAAUAUUUUCAAUGCCGUCAUUGUUUGAAUUAAGUAGCAUUUCUGACGUAGUUUUUCACGUAUAAACAAUUGUUAUUGUAAACUGCCGAAAACAUUGAUGCUUAGCAUUCACCGUAAACAGGCAGAGCUAGAUAUAGACAGAGCCUCAAAAUGUGUCACCAUAAUUUCGUCUACAAAUAACAGAUAUAGUCAAUAUUCUUCUUUACGUAUUCAUGCAGUUGUCACGUCGACAAAACACAAAUAUGCAAGCACACGGGCGACAGACUCGCAGUACUUUUCACAAUACAUAUACAGAGACGUAUAUAUUUCUCAAUGCGUGUCGGGGGUGGCUUGAACCGGAAGGAAUAAAGGCAGUACGCAAACAGCAGCCCAAAGUGAAUCAGGCAAAUCAUGAAAAAGGUAGCGACUCACUCUGAAACGAAUUAGGAGAGUGAUAACAGAAAGGAAGGUAUGCUGUAAAGGGGGAACACGUCAACGGCUCUACCGCUAAUCAGAGCUCGAAGAAUUUUUUAUACACCACCUUCCUUGCCCUAUGGUGAAGUAGGAUUACUGAUAUAGUAACUACUGUCCCCAUAAUGUCGAACCGAAUCGGUCGCAACGAGUGUAAACAAGGCAAUGACGUAUAAAUCUUCAGUUCUAUUUUUAAGGGUAGAAAUAUAGGGAUCAGAGUUGGAGGGGACGAGAGGAAAUGAGUCAACGUGCUAGGCUGAAAGAGACAAAAAUCCAUCUAUCGAUUUUCGGACACACAUAUUUAGGGUACGGGGCUAAGGGAACCAGGGCGGGGGACAACAUAGUGUGCUGAGCAUGACACAAGGGUUCAGCGCCACCGCCGACAGCAGGGACUCUGCGCUUUCCGAACGUAUAUCUUGAAUAGCCCGCGUCGGAAAAUGCCCCCGCAGGCCAAACAGACAAUGGCCCCGGUAACGGCGUCCGCACGGAGGAAACGUCACGUUUCCGCGUUGUUGUACAUAAAGAACUCCUCUUGUUGAAUAAAAUAAAUCUGCUAAAAAUAGUAAUGAUAAUAACGGCAUGUAUGUAUAUGUGUAGACCGAUAAUGGGCGUGGUAACGAUAGCACACUGAUGAAGACAAAGCACUCCUGUCCAGUCGGUCGCCUCUGGUCAUAAUUUCUGGCUAUUAUAAUAACUAGCAAAAUAAGAAAAAAAUAAUGAAACGUGUUGCUGGAGUCCAACGCGCCUGUAACGCUUGCGAAGAGUGUUCAACUCGAGAGGACCAAUCCCACAACACAAACGACGCAGCAAUCUUCCCAAUAAACAUAUGCCAUUAUGAAUACGUACGGCACACGGUAGAAUAAAGACAUCGAUAGACGGUGGGCGAUUUCUUUUAAUCUAUACAAUGAUACUAACAAUAUUAAUAGGAAUAAUUAUGAUGACUAUUGUUAAUUAGUUUUCUAUUUUAACUAGUUGCUUAGUCAAACCCAUAUUUGACACUUAUGCCAAUAAUGGUUCAAACAAUUGGGGCUGAAUAUUAAGUUGUAGCUUAGCUGCGUGCUCUGCACGACCCAGUUUCUAGGUAACCUCUCGUUUUUAAUUGUAUAUUAGGGCCUAUUAAAAGGUUAGAACGGAUUCCACUCCCAGAGGCGACGCAAAUACUAUUAGGCCGCAUUUUUAUCACAUACAUUUUCGCAUCUAUUCGAUCUCGGACAAACUUGAAACAAACAUUAGAGCACAAUUGACUUCUGUCAGUCUUUGUACUGGAUAGGACUGGUGCAUGUCAGCCUGUUUAGGAAGUUGGCCAUUUUGAUUCACCUAAAAAACUAGCAAUUGGCGAAUAUCCUAUGAAGAAGAGCUUGAUAAGACAGUAGAACAAGACUAUUUUUCUCUACUAAGGGGCCUUAACUUAUGAACUCAAUUAUUUGAUCAACAAGAGUCCAUACCGCUACUGUCAUCCCCUAUGUUUAUUACUGGUAAUCGAGAAUUAUUAUUAUUAUCAUCAAUUUGUAUAUUAGAAUUAUUAUGUUUGUUAUUAUUUCAGGUAAUGCUACAUUCUUAAGCUAACGAUAAUAGGAGGGUACGUUACUUUAUAAACAAUUUUUCUACAAUAGCAAAAUGAUAACAAUUACCGAUAUUUUGUUAGCGCGCCGCGGAGAGUUAUAAUAUAGAUAAACAAGUCUGAUUUACAGGGACAAAAGAAAGUAAAGAAACGUUCGAACGCCCUAGAACGGUUAGAGAGAACACGAUUACGACAAAGUUUAAAUUAAAA
Varroa destructor (honeybee mite) is the source of this 7788-nucleotide messenger RNA. Its product is annotated as glutamate receptor 1-like. Gene Ontology annotation, molecular function: signaling receptor activity; ligand-gated monoatomic ion channel activity. The record is from RefSeq and is a predicted model, not a curated record. NCBI's taxonomy places the organism in Eukaryota, Metazoa, Arthropoda, Arachnida, Mesostigmata, Varroidae. Gene Ontology annotation, cellular component: membrane. Gene Ontology annotation, biological process: monoatomic ion transport.